This is a messenger RNA of Esox lucius (northern pike), 2499 nucleotides long. RefSeq lists its product as uncharacterized. Bases 132 to 2465 code for a protein of 777 amino acids. The record is from RefSeq and is a predicted model, not a curated record. The transcript is spliced from 3 exons. NCBI's taxonomy places the organism in Eukaryota, Metazoa, Chordata, Actinopteri, Esociformes, Esocidae.
ACUGUCUUCUGCAGGAGUUUCGGAGGCAGGAGCCAUCAAUCACGCAGCUCUUACAGGGCACAUUUGGACAGGUGUUGAGAUCCGACCACACCCGGAAGAUUGCCAGGAAAGUCACUCUUACAUCAGGCACAAUGUCAUCUUAUGCUGUGAUGAACUGGAUGAUCAUCUCUUGGGUGAUGGUGCAGUCCGAGAGUGAAAGGUCUUUGGAGCCCAUGUAUGAAGGUCUGGCCACACGCUACACUGCUGCUGGAAUUGAAAAGGCCAAUUACCAUUGGGUGGACAGGGACUGCUGUGCAGCCUUCAGGGUCCAGAAUUCUCAUCCAGCUGAGCACCUUUUGAGGGAAGCCUGGAGGACUACAGAGGCUACUGUUGCAGAGGUGACAUCCGGGGACUUGACCAACAUCUGUGCUUCGAGGUCAAAGUUUAAUGAGUUCAUCUCUGUAAAGCUGGACUUGUUCCACUGUAUGAGACGAUUCUGCCGGGAGUGUGUCUCAGAGCAUCAUUCCUUAUACAGCUCUUUCUGUCAGUUCCUCUCGGCUGCCUUCACAAUUGUGGAUCAGCAGGAUCUGAAGAGACUGAAGGAGGCCUAUGUCUUCUGUGGGAUCGUGCCAGCAAAUCCAACAAAGCAGCAUAUCCGGGAGCACUGCAGGACAAAGAUCCCUCAGCCACAAGAGCUUGUGAAGAGAGUGGAAGAAGUUCUCCUUCACUUCCACCUGUUAAAAGAUGUAAAUGACAUCCCUCUCUUCAAACCGUCCAUGCUGAAAGCCUGGAGGAUCCAGCGAGUCCACAUGCUGAGGGGCUGUCUCAGUGACCCAGAACGGGAGGAUGGGAUUCUGUACAGAUACGGUGGCACGCUGCAACUCAACCAUGUCCAGGGUGAAGGGGCAUCUGUGCCCGUGUGGAUUCCAAUCAGAGGCACUUCACAGCAAGAGGGCUACCACUUCCACCAGGCUCAGUGGGUGACUGGGAACAAAGUCUCCCCAGAGUUAUUUCAGGCCCAGGGUAUGACUGGUGUGGCACGCUGGAAUUUCCAGAGAUUGGUGGAUCUCAAACAGCCGGGUGUGGUUUUGCCUGCAGUGUUUGACCCACUACUGAUCACAGACUUGAACAUGGCCUCUGUGAAUGUGACGGGGAGCGCCAAAUAUCCAGCACUACAAGUCUCCAACAGGGACACGGGAGAGAGGUUUGGACUCGAGUACGUUGAGCAAGGGUGCCGUGCUGUUCCUCUCGACUGGGAAAAGCACAGAUCUCAGAAGAGGACAGACAUGUCCGUAUUCCUGACCCCUCUCCCUGUUGAGAAAUGUCAACCCUCAGCAACACAGCUGCCGCCGACUGUCAGAUUUCCUGAUUCUGCAGCUCCUGCUACUGAGGCUUUAAAGAGAGAAAGCACUGAGGAGCCCCAGAUGGACAUAGAUCUGCCCUGCACACCUCCACUGCCUAUGACCGCCUCACCAAGAAGUGCACGCACGGGGCCUAUCAAGACUGGUGGCCGGGUCUUUGUGUUGGACCACAAUCGGUGGCCUGGCCCAAUGAGGGUGGCUAUUGAUGGUCUGCUUGCCAGGCAUCAUGGACAGAAGGACAUGCUGAAACUGGUGGACUUUGACUAUGCUUCCAUGGUGCAAAGUUCAUGUGCAGACCCCAACAGCCUGCUUCACCCAACCACCAAACACCACAUUGGAAGGUAUAUUAAACACCUGGCCAAAUUAAAAAACACCAGUUCCUCCCUUAACACCAGUCCUGAAAAGCUCUUGGAGACCCAACAACUGUGGCAGCACUUAACCAUGGGAAGUGACACAACCUGUGUCCCUGUAACAGCACUCCCACCUGCAGUUGUGAACCCACCCGCACUGCCCACACAAAAUGCUCCUCUUACUGAAGCUGCCAUAGAGAAAAUUGUUUUGGGACUGAUGGAAAAGCAGCAACAGUCAGAGCAACAACAGCAGCAAAAGAAAAAAAUGACAAAAACCUGCCUUUCAUGUGGCCAACCCAAGUCCCGUUACAUGAAUGAUGGCUCCUCAAUUCAUUAUUUUUAUCAGAGUGGGCAUGUUAGGUACUUCUACUGCUCCACAAAAGUAUUUAAAACAUAUGGAGCAGAGGGCCUCACAAACCCCAAAAUGUCUUUUGAGGAUUUCAUGUCAACACCCUUCUUUCAACAAGAACUUGAAUCCAUAAAACAGAAAGUGGAACAACAGAAGGACAAACAAAAGAGGAAGUCAGCAGAUGUGGUACCCUCUGGCCGUUUGUGCAGGUUCUGCCAUUUGGAACUAAAACAGGGCCCUAAUAGUCCUCACAUUCACACAGGGUUCCCCGGAGUGGCAGGGAAAUAUAUUUAUUGUCCUGCCAAGGUGUUCUCCCUCUACCAGGCCAAGGGUAUGGAGAAAGAAAUGACCUGGAAGGAGUUCCAGGCAUCUGCUUUUUAUCAGGAUGAAAAGAAAAGAUGGAUGGAUGAAAAGAGGAAAUGUUGAUUUACACACACACACGCAUCCACACACACACACA